AUGGCGAACUCAAUUGCAGAACUUGUCUUCAUCCCUGCACCAGGGGUCGGUCACAUCAUCUCCACAAUUGAGAUCGCAAAACUGCUCGUGACUCGCGACCACCAACUCUCUAUUACCGUCCUCGUCAUUAACCCGCCGCCCACAUUCGGCUCCGGCUCCGCCAUCACCACCUACAUCCAAUCAUUAGCAAACACCACCAUGGAUCGUAUCUCCUUCAUCGAACUUCCUCAAGACAAAACCCCACAAGUUUCAAAAGCUCCCAUGGCUGCCUUCACUGAUUUUAUCAACAGUCACUGCAAACACGUAAGAAAAAUUGUCGCCGACAAGAUGAGUCAAACGGAUUCAGUACAGGUCGCUGGGUUCGUCGUCGACAUGUUCUGCACCGGGAUGAUAGAUGUGGCAAACGAGUUUAAUGUUCCGACAUAUGUGUUCUUCACUUCUAAUGCUGCUUUUCUUGGAUUUAAGUUGUACAUCCAGACACUCUCUGAUGAUAAGAAUCAAGAUGUUGUCAAGUUAAGCAACUCUGAUUCCACCAUUUCUGUUCCAAGUUUUGUCAAACCAGUGCCCACAAAGGUGUUUCCGACCAUAUGCCAGAGUCAAGAAGGGUUGGACUUUGUUUUGGGAUCUGCCCGGAAACUGAGAGAGGCGAAAGCAAUCAUCGUCAAUACAUUCUUGGAAUUGGAAACACAUGCUAUCGAUUCAUUAUCGAAAGACAACACCAUUCCGAUGGUGUAUCCAGUGGGCCCUAUACUCAACUUAGAAGCCGGUGCCGGAAAAGCGUCGAGUGAUGAUGAUAUCAUCACCUGGUUGGACACUCAACCACCUUCCUCGGUGGUGUUCUUGUGUUUUGGUAGCAUGGGAAGUUUUGAUGAGGUUCAAGUAAAGGAGAUAGCAAACGGUUUAGAAAGAAGUGGCCACCGUUUCCUGUGGUCGCUACGUCGACCUCCGACGGAUCAGACAUCAAGAGCGCCAAGUGAUUACGAGGACCCAGCAACGGUAUUGCCGGAAGGAUUCCUAGAACGGACUGCCGGAAUCGGAAAAGUAACGGGGUGGGUCCCGCAGGUGGCUGUGUUGGCUCAUGGUGCAGUCGGAGGAUUUGUGUCUCACUGUGGGUGGAACUCGUUGUUGGAGAGCUUGUGGUUUGGUGUACCAUCGGCGGCAUGGCCAAUCUAUGCGGAGCAGCAGAUUAAUGCGUUUGAAAUGGUGGUGGAGCUUGGGUUGGCGGUGGAGAUUAAGUUGGAUUAUAAGAAGGAUUUUUUUAAUCCAAAGGCUGAUAAAGUCACGGCGGAGGAGAUUGAAAGUGGGGUAAGACGAUUGAUGGAGGAUAACAAGGUGAGAACAGAGGUUAAAGAAAUGAGGGAGAAGAGCAGAGCAGCGGUGGUGGAGGGAGGUUCGUCGUAUGCUUCUAUAGGGCGUCUUAUUCUAGACGUCAAACGAAACAUCUUAUGA
Lactuca virosa is the source of this 1449-nucleotide messenger RNA. Lineage: Eukaryota; Viridiplantae; Streptophyta; Magnoliopsida; Asterales; Asteraceae. The record is from the annotation of a GenBank genome assembly.